Yamadazyma jaroonii is the source of this 660-nucleotide messenger RNA. Lineage: Eukaryota; Fungi; Ascomycota; Pichiomycetes; Serinales; Debaryomycetaceae. The record is from the annotation of a GenBank genome assembly.
AUGUCAGAAGUUGAAGUUGAAACUCCAGUUGUUCAAGAAGAAUUCAAAGUUAUUGAAUUAGCUACCAAAUUACCAGUUGAAAUUCAAAAAGCUCAAGCUGAAAUUAAAUUAUUCAACAAAUGGAGUUACGAAGAUGUUGAAGUUAAAGAUGUUUCAUUAGUUGAUUACGUUCAAUUAAAACCAGUCUUUUUACCAGCUUCAAACGGUAGAUACGCCAACAAAAGAUUUAAAAAAGCUCAAAUGCCAAUUGUUGAAAGAUUAACCGAUUCAUUAAUGAUGAACGGUAGAAACAACGGUAAAAAAUUAAAAGCUGUCAGAAUUGUUCAACACGCUUUAGAAAUUAUCUACGUUUUAACUGAACAAAAUCCUUUACAAGUCUUAGUUGACGCUAUUGUUAACUCCGGUCCAAGAGAAGAUUCCACCAGAAUUGGUUCAUCCGGUACCGUUAGAAGACAAGCUGUUGAUGUUUCUCCAUUAAGAAGAGUCAACCAAGCUAUUGCUUUAUUAACCAUCGGUUCAAGAGAAGCUGCUUUCAGAAACAUCAAAACUAUUGCUGAAUGUUUAGCUGAAGAAUUAAUUAACGCUGCUAAAGGUUCUUCAACUUCUUAUGCUAUCAAAAAGAAAGAUGAAUUAGAAAGAGUUGCUAAAUCUAACCGUUAA